Trifolium pratense (red clover) is the source of this 780-nucleotide messenger RNA. RefSeq lists its product as uncharacterized. The coding region runs from base 40 to 474 and encodes 144 amino acids. The transcript is spliced from 4 exons. NCBI's taxonomy places the organism in Eukaryota, Viridiplantae, Streptophyta, Magnoliopsida, Fabales, Fabaceae. The record is from RefSeq and is a predicted model, not a curated record.
UUCAUACCUUUCCACGACUCAACGUGUGGCCCACACUGGAUGCUGUUAGUCAUUGAUUUUGAGAAGGAGAAAUUGACCUACCUUGACUCUUUCCCCAUGACAAAGUCUUCCCACAACAUAACGCGGAGCAUAAAAACUAUGGCGCUGUUUAUGGAGGGAAUGCUGCAAAGUGGCAUAUUUUACGACAAUCCGAGCACACCUAGGCCACUGGUGUCGCAUUUUCACAUGUCUUUCCCCAGUGCCGCUGGUUCACAGGGCAUUAACUCGAAUGACUGUGCAGUCUUCGUCAUCCUUUGGAUGACAUCUGCAAAGGAGGAGGAAGGAUACAAAGUGGAGGUGGACAAUGGAUCCAGACUGCAGAUUGCGAUUGAUUUGGUGUUGGCGCCAUAUAAUAAACACAAGUCAAUCGUAAUGCAGAAUGCUGAAGAUUUCAAUGCGCGCAAGAAAAGAUCAUCAUUGCGUAAAGGGGUGUAAUUUGUAUGAUUUGUACAAUGUAUGAUUUGGACAAUGGUCGGAUUAUGUAUUAUGGGACAACUUGAAAUGUUAUGUUUUUUGGUAUGUAUUAUGGUACAAUUUAUGGUACUGAUUUUGCAGUGGGUUAGCUGUGGGUUUUGUAUGAUUUGGACAAUGGUCGGAUUAUGUAUUAUGGUACAAUUUAUGGUACUGAUGUUGCAGUGGCUUAGCUGUGGGUUUUGGUACUGAUGUUGCUGCUGUAUUAUUUAUUAUGGUACAAUUUGAAUCUCUAUGUAUUAUGGUACAAUUAGAAUGUUCUAAUUUUAU